AUGCUAUCCAAAAGGUUACAUCAUAAAACUUACUCAUCAGAAACAUCUCCUUUAGAACUCUAUGCUUUAUCUACUCAAAGAGAUUAGCAUCAGUUCUCUAAGUCUCCCACUUUCCAUUCAAAUUUUAAAGUAAUCAAAUCUAAAUUUUAUAGACUAAUAAACAAAUCACAUUUCAAAAGCCUUAAUUACUUAAAUAGAAUGCUUCUCCACAAUAGUAUUAAUAAUCGUAAAAUAUUCUUGCUAUUAUUUGAGGAAAACAAUAUCGAAAUUUCAAUAAUAAGAUCUCCUUAAAUCCAAAGGCUUUAUAUCUCCAUAGUCUAUAAGUUCCACCUAAAUAUUACUACAAUCCAAUUUAAUCAAUAAAUAAUAGUACCCUAAUCAAAUCAAAACAUAACCCUAAUCCUAACAUAAUACUUAAUACUAAAAUUUUGGAGUUGGAUUAGAAACUGAAGAUCAUAAAACAAAUUAGUUUAUUUAAUAAAAUCAAAAACCCUCAGAAAUCUUUCAAAUUCAAUAAUCUAAAAAGAAUUCAUUAUCUCAAAAAUAAAAGACUGAAAUAGCUUUUUAAGACCUUUUGAAAAAAUAAUAUGUUGACAGUUAAUCAUCAAAUCCUUUCCAUCCAAUUCAAUAGUCUUUAAUUUCUUAGAACUCUUAAAUGAUAUCCUUACAUUAGAAUUUAUUUCAUUCCAAAAGUAAUGGAUUAUCAAUAGUUCCUAUUUUAUAAUGUAAUUCUCCCUAAGAAACUUUAAAUGAACUUCAAUAAUUUGAAUCUCUUACUGCAAGGUAUUUUUUCCCAUUUUAAAUUAUAGGAAGAACACUCUUCUUUUAAUCAUUUUACAAUACAAAAUGUUCCGAUUAAAAUUACAAAUUGAAACAUCUAAUAAAACUAUUCAAAAUUUAAUUGAUUUAGUAAGUUAAGAAAUUUAUAAAAACUUUAAAGACUUAUAAUUAAAAAUUAUAGGAAUUUAAACAUAUAAUCUUUAUAUUCCAAUAGAUUAUAUUUUAUCUUUGAGUGAUAAACCUUUAAUAAUUUUUGAUAAUUGUUAAAUCAGACCUUUAGUAAUUAAACCUGUUUUUGAAAUUGAAAAUGAAAUUUAAACUUCCAAAGUUAGCCUUAAAGAUUUUGAAUUUAUCAAAUGUAUUGGUAUGGGUGGAUUCUCAAAAGUUUAUUUAGUUAAAGAAAGAAAAACUGGAAAAUAUUUUGCAAUGAAAUUAAUUGAAAAAAAUCCAAUUAUAUAAUAAAAUAGACAUAGUAUAAUACAAAAUGAAAGAAAUAUUAUGUGUUUGAUAGAUCAUCCUUUUAUAGUUAAAAUGUAAUUUGCAUUUGAAUCUAAAACAUUCUUUGUUUUUGUUUAAGAGUACUGUUCUGGAGGGGAACUGUUUUUUUUACUUAGAAAAGUAACUAAUUUAAUUUAAAUAGAUCAAAAGAAUGAGUGAGAAAGAUGCUUUUUUUUAUUUUUCUGAAAUUUGUUUAGGAAUGAAAACUCUUCAUUCUAACAAUGUUAUAUAUAGAGACAUUAAACCUGAAAAUAUUUUAAUUGAUUUAGAUGGACAUAUAAGAAUAGCUGAUUUUGGAUUAUCUAAACCUGAUAUGAUUGAUACAGAAAAUGCUUAUUCAUUUUGUGGUUCCUCUGAAUAUAUGGCACCAGAAAUGCUUUUAAAAAGUGGACAUACAUUUUAAUUAGAUUUAUAUUGUCUAGGAGCAUUACUUUAUGAAUUAAUUACUGGAUUACCUCCUUUCUAUUCAAGAAAUCUUGAUGAAAUAUAUUAAAGAAUAUUGCAUUCUAAAUUAACCUUUCCUCCAUAGUUAUAAUUAUCCUCAUCAAUUAAACAUCUUUUAACCAAUUUAUUAGCUAAAAAUCCUAAGGAUAGAAUUGAUUCAAUUGAUACUUUAUUAAAUCAUCCAUGGAUGACUCAAUGGGGUGAUUCAAAUUUAUAUAAAGAUAUUUAUUUAAAAAAAUUUAAACCUCCUCAUUCUCCUGAUUAUUUCAGUUUCAAUUUUGAUGAAAAAGAAUUUGGAAAAGGAGAAAGUGAAUUUUUAGCAUUUAUUAAACCUUUACAAUAAAGUAUGCAAGAAAAUUUUCCUAAAGAAACAAUUUUGAAAGAAUUUUAUUAUUAAAAAUAAGAAAAUUUAAGUGAAAAAGAAGUUUAAAUAAAUUAAAAAUUAUAAUAAAAAAAAAAUCAAAAAUAAAACAUUAAAUAAAUAAAUAAUUAAGAGGAGAAUCAUUAAAUUCUUCAAAAUUUUCAAAUAUAUAAGAAUAAAACUUAAUAAAGAUUUAUUACAGAGGUUGAACAAAAAUAAUAAGGAAUAUGA
Paramecium sonneborni is the source of this 2314-nucleotide messenger RNA. NCBI's taxonomy places the organism in Eukaryota, Ciliophora, Oligohymenophorea, Peniculida, Parameciidae. The record is from the annotation of a GenBank genome assembly.